This is a messenger RNA of Babjeviella inositovora NRRL Y-12698, 465 nucleotides long. RefSeq lists its product as uncharacterized. Bases 127 to 321 code for a protein of 64 amino acids. NCBI's taxonomy places the organism in Eukaryota, Fungi, Ascomycota, Pichiomycetes, Serinales. The record is from RefSeq and is a predicted model, not a curated record. The transcript has a single exon.
CGUCUGUAUACCAACAAGGCACCAGGAUUGAUACAGUGUACAAUUGCAGGAUUCUACACUGAUAGCAGUUGUAUGAGAAAAAUGUGAGAGCCAAGUUACAGGUGAACGAGGCCUAAACCAUAUCAGAUGGUUGAUAACCUGAGUCUUGGUGAGAACUUACCGAGAUUAUCCGUUCGGAUAUGUGUAUCGCUCCGGAAUUUAUUUUCCGUGGGCUCUGCCGUUGAAAAUAUCAGAUCAACUUCUAGCCCUAUCCGUGCCUUCACCAUUGGAAGCUAUGUAUUGAGAUUUGUACUGGAAGCCGCUUACGGAUGCGGGACUUGAAAAUCAUCUCGGCCAGUUUUAUCCUUUCGGCCGUUCAGGCUAUAUGUCUUCUCCCGGUUACCUUUAUCACAUCUCUGUUUAAGCUACAGUGAGAUGUUUGGGAGAGUAAGAUCGAAAAUUUAACCAUAUGUUAAUUUCUUCAAG